AUGGCGAAAAGUGUCCGUGCCAGCGUCUCCAAGCGCAACAGAGCCAACCUCCGCAAGAAGGUGUUUGGUCCCAUCGUCGAUGCCCGCACUGAGCGCCUAGCAGCCAAGCUGCAAGAGAUUGCUUCUCAACCCAAGCCGGAGGCCCCAGAGAAGAGCAAGAUGAUGCUGGACGAUGACAUCGCGGCUCAGAAUGACAACGACAACGAAAAGGCCACCGCUGCCGACGAGGCCAUGGACAUCGACAACAAGUCGUCCACAACUCGCUCCUCCAAGCCCGGGCGUGUGCAGAAGCAACAUAAGAAUCGCCGAACCCGUCCCUCCAUCGUCUUCUCGAAGCCCGGCUCCAAGAACAAGAAGGGUGGUUCUAAGAAGAAGUAG
Molecule: messenger RNA, 378 nt
Organism: Penicillium oxalicum
Lineage: Eukaryota; Fungi; Ascomycota; Eurotiomycetes; Eurotiales; Aspergillaceae
Product: DUF2423 domain-containing protein
Exons: 3
Coding region: 1-378 (125 amino acids)
Cellular component (GO): preribosome, large subunit precursor
Source: RefSeq, a predicted model, not a curated record